UAUCCAUUCAGUUCACUAAAUCCCUGUCAGCUGCGGCACAGUUUCACCUAAAGCGGCUCGUCGACUACAAGAAUGGAUGAGUGCUGCCGGCCAGAUAGUGAUGAGAAUAAGGAGAGACGCAGGGUACACAAAGAAAUAGAGAGGCAACUUCGUCUUGAUAAAAAGAAAUCUCACAAGGAGUUAAAGUUGCUGCUUUUAGGGACUGGUGAAAGUGGGAAGAGCACGUUCAUCAAACAGAUGAGGAUCCUCCAUGGCACUGGAUACAGUGAAGCUGACAGGAAAGGUUUCGCUCGGCUGGUGUUUCAGAACAUCGUCACAUCCAUCCAGGCGCUGAUCGACGCCAUGAAGACUCUACGGAUUGACUACAUCGAUGACCAGAACAUUAGCGACGCACAGAAGCUGAGCCAAGUGGAGGCAGACCAGGUGUCCACUCUGGAGGCUUGGCAGGUGGACGGCAUUAGGAGGGUGUGGAAUGACCGCAGUGUUCAAAGAUGCUACGACCGCAGGAGGGAAUUCCAGUUGUCUGACUCUGCCAAAUAUUACCUCGACGACUUGGACAGAAUCACGGGCCUGUUGUACAUCCCCACCGUGCAAGACGUCUUGAGGGUCAGGAUCCCCACCACAGGCAUCAUAGAGUACCCCUUUGACCUUUCACAGGUCAUCUUCAGGAUGGUGGAUGUGGGUGGUCAGCGCUCAGAGAGGAAGAAAUGGAUCCACUGUUUUGAGAAUGUCACCUCCAUCAUAUUUCUGGCGGCCCUCAGCGAGUACGAUCAAGUCCUUUACGAGAGUGAGAAUGAUAAUCGACUGAGAGAGAGCCUCGCCUUGUUCAAGACCAUCCUCUCGUACCCUUGGUUCCAAGACUCCUCCAUCAUCCUCUUCCUGAACAAAAGGGACUUGCUAGAGGAGAAAAUCAAACGGUCUCAUUUGGCAACCUACUUCCCGGCAUUUACUGGGCCUCAGUGUGAUGCCAGAUCCGCGGAACAAUUCAUCUUGCAAAUGUAUAUGGAGAACCACCGCGGGCAUCCUAAACCCCUUUACAGACACUACACCUGUGCCACGGACACAAACAACAUCCGGGUGGUCUUCAAAGCUGUCAAAGAUACCAUCUUCAGAGACAACAUGGACUGGUUAGACCCACAGUAAAAAACAUUCUGUGUAAUAUACGGUAAAAUACUGGCAGCUGUGGUUGCCAGAACUUAAAAACAAACAAAGUGGUGGUUUCCCCUUGAGGAACAAGGAGACAGGUUAUACAGUCACAUGUUGUAACACUUUUAUGGACAUUUUUAUCUAUUAUUUGCUGUCGGUUGCAGCUUGUUCACAGACAUCAAAGAAAGGCAAUGUGACAGCAUUGUCAGGACAUUUAUCUUAUAUUUAUCUAUUCCACUGUAAAAACACAGACAGAAUAUGCCAUUUCUUAAUACAUGGUAGAAAAGCACAUUUUCUGUUGCUAAAGAAGAGAAAUGGACAACUGCAAUGCCAGUUAAUCAUUGUACUAAACUAUUACAGAGGAGUUCCUUUCAUUCCCAUGCUGUUUGAUAGUCAACAUUAAAUGGUAUCAAACUGGUUAGACAAAGUCUUGUCUAUGCAACCCUCCCUGCUUCACAGCUCUGGGAGGAGGAAGUGAAAGAAUAGCCUGCAGGGAACUAGAGUGCCUUACUAUAUAUUUAUGCUGAUGUUUUUAUGUAACAACAACCAUGUAGCCUAUGAAAAUAAUAUUUUUCUUACUUUAAAUCAGAGACAUUGAAACCACAUGUCAUUUCUGUAUUUAGAUGAACUGGAU
Anarrhichthys ocellatus (wolf-eel) is the source of this 1780-nucleotide messenger RNA. RefSeq names its product guanine nucleotide-binding protein subunit alpha-11-like. Gene Ontology annotation, biological process: adenylate cyclase-modulating G protein-coupled receptor signaling pathway. Lineage: Eukaryota; Metazoa; Chordata; Actinopteri; Perciformes; Anarhichadidae. Gene Ontology annotation, cellular component: cytoplasm; heterotrimeric G-protein complex. Bases 73 to 1143 code for a protein of 356 amino acids. The record is from RefSeq and is a predicted model, not a curated record. Gene Ontology annotation, molecular function: GTPase activity; G-protein beta/gamma-subunit complex binding; G protein-coupled receptor binding. The transcript has 7 exons.